Owenia fusiformis is the source of this 2106-nucleotide messenger RNA. The record is from the annotation of a GenBank genome assembly. NCBI's taxonomy places the organism in Eukaryota, Metazoa, Annelida, Polychaeta, Sabellida, Oweniidae.
AAGUGUAUCUGUCCAUAAUAUAUUACAUAGGUUAUAUGUUACACAAAGAAAAUCGAAAUAAAAUGACUUGCUUAUGAUACCAGUAAAGUUAACACCCGGAAAUAUGGCUAAAGUGAAAAUGAAAUUAUCCAUCGCUGGAAUUAUUCUUUUAGGAUUACUUGACACUGUCUGCAGCCAAUCACAAUCAUUUGGAACUCUCAUCGAGCUGAAUGACGACCAACAAGAAAAAUGUGCUGUACAAGCGAACUUCAUAGAGGACCCUGCUAAUUGCUGUGGCUUCAUACGAUGUAUCAAUGGCUUUAGUGGGCCACCUUUGAAUAUCAAUGGGGUUUAUGGUAUUCGCAUGGAUUGCCCAAGCUCGAGUAUUUGGCAUCCUGAAAGAUGUAUGUGUGUAGAUGUAAACUUAUAUGACUUUGCAUGCCCCGCAGAUACAUGUACAAUUCGGGAAAUAGACGGCUAUUGUGGAGAGUUUCUCGGCGAUGAUGAAUGCUGUUUGGAACAAAUUGACAUCAGAGGACACUCACCCUUCGAUAACGCACAGACAUACAAACAGAUCAACGACACUCACUACGAGUUCAAGGGAACCAUACAGGGGUGUCCUAAAGGUCAAUUGUUCUACCUUGAUGUAUGUUGCUGUGAAGGUGUACCGGAGGUGCCUCCACAGCAGUGCUUACACUAUUCAUUCGAUGAGCGUAAUAUUGUAAAUAACCGUGGUAUACGUGCAAUGGGAGUUCAUACAUUACCAGGACAAGAAGGCGUAUUUGGAGAUGGCAUCGGAUUUCAACGAGACUCUAGUCUCAAAAUCGAUGAGUAUACCUGGAUUAAUAGUUAUACAUUCUUUGCGUGUCUGUGGGUUAAGUUUAGUGAAGAGAUGGAACCUGGGAUUAUUUUCCACAAUGGUGAAGAUGGCGGAUAUGGAGCAACUGUCAUGCUGGAACUCGUUGUGGCAGGAAAUGGUGACAGGUUGCUCGUUGGAGGUGUGAGUGCGUGUGAUAGAGUUGAAGAUCUCGUUCUAUUCAUUAAUCCUGAUGAUUACGCCGGGGUGUGGAAGCACCUAUGUCUCUCUCUGAACGAAACUGGAUUCGUGAGCUUGACAAUCAAUGGCUUUGCGAAUGCGAUAUUAGAGCGAGACAGAUUGGAGGAAUUUGACUUGGUUGAGUUGAUGCUAAUUCAAAUAGACGAUGCACGAUUUCUCGCAAAUGAGGAUUGGAUGAAUGCAGAUAUUCAGGAAUUCGUUGGUAUCGCUGACAUUAUCUUAGAUGAUAUAAGCUCUUUUGUUGGAAAUCUUUUAGGUUUUUGGAUUGAGACGUAUGAUGUGCUACUUAUAAGAAUUAUAGACUGGAUCCUACAUAAGGGCAAACGCGAUGACCUGCAGUCAAUACUUGAACAGCUGUCUGGAGAUUUUCAGGAAAUUAGACCCUUUACAACUGAAAUCAUGAAUGACCUUAGUGAUAUUGAAAAGGAAAUAAAGAACAUAGCGAGAACGCUAGAUCUUUCAACCGAGCAAGAACUGCUGUUGAACGCGUUUGUAAAAAAGGUGAAGAGAAUUAGAUACAUGUUUGAGUUGGUGGAUCCGAUACUUGUUGAUGCGGAUACAGAUGGGCGUUCAUACAGUCCUGUCACCGAUACCUUGGAAAUAGGAUUAGACCUCGUUGCUUUCUGGGAUUAUGUUUUAUCUAUUAGGGCAAAUGGCAAAAAACGAAGAGAAAUUGGCGAUAUACCUUCAAUUAAUGCAGAAGAUUUGAAAAUAUUACUGAAGACACGACCUAAGGAAGAAUGGUUCAAAUAUGUAUUCGAAAUGGGAGAAGUUGACGUAGAUUUGAAACGAUUUUUGAAGCAAAACUCCGGCCAACACUCGAGAACAAAGAGGAAUAAUAUUCCGAUUCCGGGAGAUCCAGUUCUCCUUCGGAUUCUAGGCAGCAAACAGCCAUUGCGAUUAGGAGAGGGAUUUGUGGGAGUCAUCGAUGAGUUUGUGCUCUGUGACUUCAUACCUGAUAUGGAAGAAUUGCAGAACUUGUAUGAGAACAACAUCAUUCCUGAGCAGCCCCUUGGGGAAUGGCAUGUCUAGAAUUAAUUGUUGGGAUCUUAUUAAUAAAAUAUUUGACA